Seminavis robusta is the source of this 630-nucleotide messenger RNA. The record is from the annotation of a GenBank genome assembly. Lineage: Eukaryota; Bacillariophyta; Bacillariophyceae; Naviculales; Naviculaceae.
AUGAAGUUCUCUGCUAUUAUCUCUCUGGCUCUGUUGAGCUCCUCAGCCACGGCAUUUGCCCCUGCCAGCAAGCCCGUUGCAAGCAGCACUGCUCUCAAUGCGGAGUCGUCCCGUCAAGAUUUCCUGAAGACCAUGUUCGCCGUGGCAUCGGUCCCUCUUAUCCAGGUGGUUGCCCCUGAAUCAGCGAGCGCUGCAAAAUAUGGUGGAUUCGGAGCUGGAUCACCCAAUGUCUUCGACCCAAAAGAAGCCAUUGUGGACGAGGACAUUUUGAAAUCUGGAGCCGUCCAGGAUGCUUUGGGAAAAGUCAAGGGAUACUCCAAUCUGGUCAAGGAAAUGAGUGCUGCUCUGGACCAAAACCCUCAGGUUGACCUGGGACCCACCAUCCGCAAACAAUUCGAUUUUGUGCAGUUGCGGUCUUCCCUGAACACAUUGAAUACCGCGUUUGACGAGGAUACACAACGCGGAACUGACCGUCUGAUUCGACUUGUGAUGCAGGAUCUGACAGAAUUGGAGACAUCGAACAGACAGAAGGACGGAAUUGUCCGAAGCGAACGCCGAAUGGAUAUCAUGAAAGGAAAGCUUGCAAAGUUGGGCACUUCCUUCGAUGACUUCUUGGCCUUCGCCAACUAA